AUGAAAUUCGCAGUUCUAUUGUUGAUAUUGUCAACCCUAGGCAUUUUUGCAAAAGAUGUCACAAAAAUUCAUGAUUGGAUCUAAAAGAACAUCCAAUCUCUAGAGAAGUAUAUUUAAGAGACCGAUAUGUCAAGCGAUAUGUUAUUGGGCAUCUAAAGGAAUGAUUAAGUCAAAAAGUAAGUCUCAAUCUUAAGAUUAGUUAUUAAAAUUGGAUAUUUUCUACAAACCAUAAAUAACAUAUAGAAUUAACCGAUGGACAAGUUAAGAAAACAAAUGCAUUCGGUCCUGAAUCUGAAUAUUUUACAGAAACAACUCAAAAUUUGGUUUUUUUAGGAACUCAAAUAAAGGAUAAGGAAUGGAUUAAAAUCUAAAUGAAGAAAGGUAAUGAUGAUGCUUAAAGAAUUGAUAUGUUCAAUUAAGAGAAUUAUUAAGGCGUCAGUUUGAUAAAUUCAAAUAAUGAAGGAACUUUGAAUAGAUUAUUAAUAGUUGAAAAAAAGAAUGAAAUUAUUUCAUCCUAUGAAGAGCAUGGAAAGUCCAUAAUAUUAUUAUCUAAUUUGUCUGAAGGCUAAUCCCUUUUUUAUGUUCUUUAUAGUUAAAAUUCAGAAGUGAGCGACAUUGAAAAGUUAUUUAAUUACAUUGUCAAAAAUGUGAUUGAUAUUGAAAAGGAAACAGAUAUUAAAGUAGAUGAAUAACCAGUUGUUUAGGAUGAUGGGGAAGAAGAAUUAGAUCCAAAUGAUCUUGAAAGGUUGAAAAAAAAUAAAGGAGAAGGUGAAGGUGAAGGAGAAGGUGAAGAAAAAGCUGAAGGAGAUGAUAAAAAAGGUGAAGAAUAAGUGGAAGAAGAACAAGAUUAAGAAGUACCAGAAGAAGAUUGUCCUGGAGGUGAGGAAGAUGAUACCGUAAAAAAUAAAGUAGAUGUUGAUCCAACAUCAUAAUUACCACCUCAAGAGGAUCCUAAGAAUGUCAAAAUCUAAACAAAUAAUGUCGAUUCAGAAGAAACUGUUGAAGUAGUUGAAGAAACUGAAGAAGAGGAAGAAAUCAUAGUCCCAGAAAAAGCUCUAAAAGUUGGAGGAAAAUCAAGCCUUCCUCCUAAAAAAAAUCAAGAAGAAGAUGAAAGUAGCGAACCUGAACCUCCUUCUGAAGAAUAUCAAAAUUGUGCUGGAGAGGAAUUAGAUACAGUAAAAAACAAAAGAGAUUUAAAUGAAAAUUUAGAAUCCAAAUAAGACAGAGUAUUUUAGGCAAAAGAAGUGAGUAUUUAAGAAACAAUACAUGAAGAAGAAGGUGAAGGGGAUGGAAAUACUAAUGCAGAUGGAUAAAAGACUGAUGCAGAUGGAUAAAAGACUGAUGCUGAUGGAAAGACCGACGCCGAUGGAAAUACUGAUGCUGAUGGAUAAAAGACUGAUGCAGAUGGAAAGACCGAUGCAGAUGGAUAAAAGACUGAUGCUGAUGGCAAGACUGAUGCUGAUGGAAAUACUGAUGCUGAUGGAUAAAAGACUGAUGCUGAUGGAAAGACCGAUGCUGAUGGAUAAAAGACUGAUGCUGAUGGAUAAAAGACUGAUGCUGAUGGAAAUACUGAUGCAGAUGGAUAAAAGACUGAUGCUGAUGGAAAGACCGAUGCAGAUGGAUAAAAGACUGAUGCUGAUGGAAAAAAGACUGAUGCUGAUGGCAAGACUGAUGCUGAUGGAAAUACUGAUGCAGAUGGAUAAAAGACUGAUGCUGAUGGAAAGACCGAUGCAGAUGGAUAAAAGACUGAUGCUGAUGGAAAGACUGAUGCUGAUGGAAAGACCGACGCCGAUGGAAAUACUGAUGCUGAUGGAUAAAAGACUGAUGCUGAUGGAAAGACCGACGCCGAUGGAAAUACUGAUGCUGAUGGAUAAAAGACUGAUGCAGAUGGAAAGACCGAUGCAGAUGGAUAAAAGACUGAUGCUGAUGGAAAGACUGAUGCUGAUGGAAAUACUGAUGCUGAUGGAUAAAAGACUGAUGCUGAUGGAAAGACCGAUGCUGAUGGAUAAAAGACUGAUGCUGAUGGAUAAAAGACUGAUGCUGAUGGAAAGACUGAUGCUGAUGGAUAAAAGACUGAUGCUGAUGGAAAGACUGAUGCUGAUGGAUAAAAGACUGAUGCUGAUGGAUAAAAGACUGAUGCUGAUGGAAAGACUGAUGCAGAUGGAUAAAAGACUGAUGCUGAUGGAAAGACUGAUGCUGAUGGAUAGACCGACGCCGAUGGAAAUACUGAUGCUGAUGGAUAAAAGACUGAUGCUGAUGGAAAGACUGAUGCUGAUGGAAAGACCGACGCCGAUGGAAAUACUGAUGCUGAUGGAUAAAAGACUGAUGCUGAUGGAAAGACUGAUGCUGAUGGAAAGACCGACGCCGAUGGAAAUACUGAUGCUGAUGGAUAAAAGACUGAUGCUGAUGGAAAGACUGAUGCUGAUGGAAAGACCGACGCCGAUGGAAAUACUGAUGCUGAUGGAUAAAAGACUGAUGCUGAUGGAAAGACUGAUGCUGAUGGAAAGACCGACGCCGAUGGAAAUACUGAUGCUGAUGGAUAAAAGACUGAUGCUGAUGGAAAGACUGAUGCUGAUGGAAAGACCGACGCCGAUGGAAAUACUGAUGCUGAUGGAUAAAAGACUGAUGCUGAUGGAAAGACUGAUGCUGAUGGAAAGACCGACGCCGAUGGAAAUACUGAUGCUGAUGGAUAAAAGACUGAUGCUGAUGGAAAGACUGAUGCUGAUGGAAAGACCGACGCCGAUGGAAAUACUGAUGCUGAUGGAUAAAAGACUGAUGCUGAUGGAAAGACUGAUGCUGAUGGAAAGACCGACGCCGAUGGAAAUACUGAUGCUGAUGGAUAAAAGACUGAUGCUGAUGGAAAGACCGACGCCGAUGGAAAUACUGAUGCUGAUGGAUAAAAGACUGAUGCUGAUGGAAAGACUGAUGCCGAUGGAAAUACUGAUGCUGAUGGAUAAAAGACUGAUGCUGAUGGAAAGACUGAUGCUGAUGGAAAGACCGACGCCGAUGGAAAUACUGAUGCUGAUGGAUAAAAGACUGAUGCUGAUGGAAAGACUGAUGCUGAUGGAAAGACCGACGCCGAUGGAAAUACUGAUGCUGAUGGAUAAAAGACUGAUGCUGAUGGAAAGACCGACGCCGAUGGAAAUACUGAUGCUGAUGGAUAAAAGACUGAUGCAGAUGGAUAAAAGACUGAUGCUGAUGGAUAAAAGACUGAUGCAGAUGGAAAGACUGAUGCAGAUGGAUAAAAGACUGAUGCUGAUGGAAAGACUGAUGCUGAUGGAUAUAAGACUGAUGCUGAUGGAUAAAAUGAUGGAUAGAGAGAAGGAGUAGUAAAUAGUGAUACUUAAUAAUCAAAGAAAUCUGAAAAUGAAACAAAUAAAAACGAAGUUGAUGUAAUAAACAUAUAUAAUUUUUAGGAACCUUGUGUAAUUUUAUAUUCAGAAUGCCACUAUACUGGAGAUGAAUUGAAAUUAUGUGGUGCACAUCCUGUUAUUCCAAAUGAUAUGAAAAAUUUUAAAGUUAAAUCUAUCAAAGUUCCAGAAGGUGUUCAGGUAACAUUCUUUAAUAAGCCUAAUUUUGACGAUGAAAGAUUACAUGCAAAAACAGAAAUGGAAUGUUUAGAAACACCUUUAAGAUUGAAUUUACUAGAAUUGAUGAAUAAUCUAAGAAUGUCAAAGCAAGUUAAUAUAAACUCUAUAUCAGUUACCAAAUGA
This is a messenger RNA of Paramecium pentaurelia, 3713 nucleotides long. The record is from the annotation of a GenBank genome assembly. Lineage: Eukaryota; Ciliophora; Oligohymenophorea; Peniculida; Parameciidae.